CCUCACUACCCCGGGCCUGACGGUCUCUACUGAGUCUAUAUCCGCGCGCCCGCCGAACCACCCGCAGCAAAUUCAGACGUCUCCGAGAGCGGCGUAGGGCGCCUCCCUUAUUGUUUUAAAGUCGCCGUGAAGCCGAGUCCUGAAUUCCGACCGUUGAGACGCUCCGUUUCGCACCCCUUUGCUGCUUAAAACCAUUUACUGACCUCACUGACCCCUCUGCCUUUCCUGCAGCGCAUAAAAUUCUCUUCGGCGAGGUGGUUUAUUCGCUCCGCGCUCCGCAGCCUCGCCCUCUCGGCCCCUGGAGGCCGCGCCCUCUCCCCGGUCCUGGGAUUCUGGAGAGCCCGCCCCGCUCCUGAGACCCCCUCCUCCCAGCCCCUGUCCUCACGUCUCCUCAGGCGGGUCCUACUGCCCCUCAGGCCUUGCCUUCAUAGUGACCGUUCCGCUGACACCGUGUGGGGACCUCUGAAGACUUGUGUUGCCUGAGGAAGCCCUGAAGUUGAGGAAGAGGAAAGAACAGGAGUCAGGCAUGGCUCUUUCUCAGGAACAACUAACCUCUGAGGAUGUGGCCAUUGAAUUCACUCAGGAGGAGUGGGAAUUCCUGGACCCUGCUCAGAGGGCCUUGUACGGGGAUGUGAUGCUGGAGACCUACAGGAACCUGCUGUCUGUGGAUAUCUCUCCUACACAUGUGAUCAAGCAUUUACAACCCAAAGUGAACAGUGAUAAACGAGAGCCACUCCAAACAUUGAUGCUGGGAAGACCUGGAAGCUAUGAAAUCAAACAUUUUCAUCUUUGGGAAACUCAGGAAAAUAUGUGUGACUUUGAGUGUCAGGGGAGAGAUGACAAAAGAAAUUACAAAGGAACACCUGUAAGCCUUGAUGGAAAUGUGCCUGAUGGAAGAGAUUCACAUGAUAGAAAGGAUGCAGGAAUCACGCUCUUUGGAAACAGGCUUGGGUUUAACUUUCAGGAUAAACUGCAGAUACUUCAAAUUGGUGGGAUAACUUCUGAAUAUAACGAACUUGAGAGGUCUGUCAACAACAGUUUGUCAUUUUCACCACUUCAAAGAAGUCCUCCUUGUGUCCAAACCAGUGUUUCUAAUAUAUAUGGGGAUGAUUUUAUGAAUCCUUCAGUAAUAACACAAGACCUCAAAGCACACAGGGAAAAACCUUACAAAUGUGAUGAGUGUGGGAAAGCCUGUCUUAAGGGCUCAUGCCUCAUUAAACAUCAGGCCAUCCAUAUAAGAGAGAAAUCACAUAAAUGUGAAGUAUGUGACAGAUUGUUUGAUCAAAGUUCACAGCUUGCACGUCAUUUGAAAAUUCAUUCUGAAGUGAAAUGUUACAAAUGUAAUGAGUGUGGCAAAACCUUUAAUGAUAGCUCCACCCUUGCUAGACAUCAGAUAAUCCACUCAGGAGCAAACUUACAUAAGUGUGAUGUAUGUGAUAAAAUCUUUGGUCAGAAUUCAUUCCUUGUAAGUCAUCGGACUAUCCCUGCAAGAAAGAGAAGUUGCCAAUGUAAUGAGUGCGGCAAAACCUUUGCUGACAGCUCAAAGCUCAGGAGACAUCAGAAAAUUCAUACAGGAGAGAAAUUAUUUAAAUGUGAUAUAUGUGACAAAGUCUUCAGCCAAAAUGCAUACCUUGCUGUUCAUCAGAGGGUUCAUACUGGAGAGAAACCUUACAAAUGUAAUGUGUGUGGCAAGCACUAUAGUCACUCUUCACAGUUCAGAAGGCAUAAGAGAUUUCAUACUGGAGAGAGACCUUACAAAUGUGAUGAGUGUGGAAAGACCUUUCGUGUAAAGUCAGUCCUUUUAAGGCAUCAGACCGUUCAUACUGGAGAGAAACCUUACAAUUGUGAUGAGUGUGGUAAGGCCUUUCGUGUAAAGUCAAUCCUUUUAAGGCAUCAGACACUUCAUACUGGUGAGAAACCUUACAAAUGUGAUGAGUGUGGGAAGGCCUUUACUGAUAGCUCAAACCUCAAGAAACAUCAGAAAAUUCAUACAAGAAAGAAAUUAUUUAAAGGUGGUACGUCUGACAAAGUCUUCAGUGAAAAUGCACACCUUGCUGGUCAUCAGAGGGAUCAUACUGGAGAGAAACCUUACAAAUGUGAUGAGUGUGGCAAGCACUUUAGUCUACCUUCACAGUUGAUAAGUCAUAAGAGAUUUCAUACUGCCGAGAAACCUUACAAAUGUGAUGAGUGUGGCAAGGCCUUUCGUGUAAAGUCAGUCCUUUUAACUCAUCAGACAGUUCAUACUGGUGAGAAACCUUACAAAUGUGAUGAGUGUGGCAAGGCUUUUCGUGUAAAGUCAGUCCUUUUAAGUCAUCAGACAGUUCAUACUGGUGUGAAACCUUACAAAUGUGAUGAGUGUAGCAAGGCUUUUCGUGUAAAGUCAGUCCUUUUAAGUCAUCAGACAGUUCAUACUGGUGAGAAACCUUACAGAUGUGAUGAGUGUGGCAAGACCUUUACUUCCAGCUCACACCUCAGGAGACAUGAGAAAAUUCAUACAGGAAAGAAAUCAUUUAAAUGUGAUAUAUGUGACAAAGUCUUCAGCCGAAAUGAAUACCUUGCUGGUCAUCAGAGGGUUCAUACAGGAGAGAAACCUUACAAAUGUGAUGAGUGUGGCAAGCACUUUAGUCAGCCUUCACAAAUUAUCAGUCAUAAGAGAUUUCAUACUGGAGAGAAACCUUACAAAUGUGAUGAGUGUGGCAAAGCCUUUCGUGUAAAGUCAACCCUUUUAAGUCAUCAGACAGUUCAUACUGGUGAGAAACCUUACAAAUGUGAUGAGUGUGGAAAAGUCUUCGGUCAAAAACCACAUCUUCGCCUUCAUUGGAGAAUUCAUACUGGAGAGAGACCUUACAGAUGUGAUGAGUGUGGCAAGUUCUUCAGUCGAAAUUCACACCUUACAAGUCAUCGGAGAAUACAUAUAGAGAAACCUUUCAAAUGUUUCGAGUGUGGAAAAUCCUUUACUCAGGUCUCAGCACUCUCUAAACAUCAGAAAAUCCAUACAUGAGAGAAACUUAUGUGAAUGUGGUAUAUGGUAGAAGUCUUCAAAAUUCAAAGUUCAAACUUCACACCCUACUGUUGGUCAGAGAAUUCAUACUACUGAAGAACCAUACAAAUGUGAUGAGUGUGGCAACCUCUUAGGCUUCAUGAGAAAAUUCAUACUGGAUAGAAGCCAGAUAUAUAUGUAUUUAUUAGUCAGGUCUUUAGAACAUGAAUUCAUUCUAGAAAGAUUCCUCACCAGUUUCACAAAUGUGGAGAAAAAAAAAAACCCCUGUCCUCACAGCUCACAUCUUGCCAGUAGUAUCAGAGUAUUUAUCCUGUAGAAAACACACAGCAAUGUAAUGUGUGUGACAAGGAUCUUAUCCAAAAGUCACAAGAUAGGAACAUAAUGGAGCCAUACUUCCCAGACUCAGUGGUUGUGGCAAAUCUUUACCUUUUUCACUUUAUCUAUUCUCUGAUGACUUUAGUUCAGGUAGUCAGCAACUGUAAUAAGUCCAUAUUUGAAGAGAAGCUAUAGAGAUCUUUUUGUGUAAAAGAAACCCAAAUUUUAACUCCACAAAGAUGAUUCUUUGGGACAGUAAUCCAGCAUCUUUUUGGUCUCCUGGCUUUCUGAAUAAAGUCAAUAUUCCCUGCCCAACAA
Molecule: messenger RNA, 3634 nt
Organism: Cervus elaphus (red deer)
Lineage: Eukaryota; Metazoa; Chordata; Mammalia; Artiodactyla; Cervidae
Product: zinc finger protein 665-like
Exons: 4
Coding region: 527-3001 (824 amino acids)
Biological process (GO): regulation of transcription by RNA polymerase II
Cellular component (GO): nucleus
Molecular function (GO): DNA-binding transcription factor activity, RNA polymerase II-specific; RNA polymerase II cis-regulatory region sequence-specific DNA binding
Source: RefSeq, a predicted model, not a curated record